GUCCCUCUCCCUCUGUCCCUCCAGCCGUGGCCGACGCUCCCGUCCUUCCCGCCCUCUGAUCCACCAACCUGCUGCACGAGAUUUUACGACAAUCAUGGGCGCCGUGUGCUGUCGACCAACGCCGAUAGACUUCGACGGGGAUGUUAACCUCUUCCACUUUGUUCUUCUUCGUUGUGUAGGCAAGGGAGCAUUCGGCAAGGUCCGCGUGGUACAGCACAAGCAGACACGCGAACUGUACGCACUCAAAUACAUUAACAAAACCAAAUCUGUGAAGAUGAAGGCUGUGGCGAACAUUAUACAGGAACGAAGACUAUUGGAAGAGAUCGACCAUCCAUUUAUUGUGAACUUGCGUUAUGCGUUCCAGGACGACGAGAACUGCUUUUUCGUGCUGGAUCUCAUGCUGGGAGGGGACUUACGAUUCCAUUUAGAACGGCUAGGAUCCCUACCGGAGGAGGUCGUGCGGUACUAUGUAGCUGAGAUCUCUUCAGCGCUGGCCUUCCUUCAUGAGAAGAAGAUCAUUCAUCGGGACCUCAAGCCGGACAACAUUCUUUUGGACGAGCGGGGUCACGCACACCUAACUGACUUCAAUAUCGCUGUACACUAUUCCGAACGUCGUCUGCUUCAUGGUGUUGCGGGCUCGAUGGCCUACAUGGCACCAGAAAUUCUGGCGAAGAAGGGAUACACCUACACCGUUGAUUGGUGGUCACUUGGUGUAUGCGCCUACGAACUUAUUUUUGGAAGGCGCCCAUUCCGCGGCAAGACAAACAGCGAUCUCACGCACAGCAUCGCUAAGGACCAACUGCGCUUCCCGGAGGACGCAGAGUCAAAGUGCAGCAGAGCAGGACUGCAGGCGUUGAAGGGGUUCCUCGAUCGUGAUCCCGCAAGACGUUUAGGAUGCAAGCCAGACGGUGAAGGUUUCGCAGAGCUUAAGACACAUCCGUGGUUCGAGAGCGUCGACUGGGACACCUUGGGGGAUAAGACGCAACCAGCGCCUUUCGUACCGGACUCCAAGAAGGCCAAUUUUGAUGCAUCCCACGAACUCGAGGAGCUUCUCUUGGAAGACAACCCGCUGAAGGCGCGCCAACGCAAGGUGCAAGAUAUCAACAACCUCAGUGCAGAGAUGCGGCAAAUGGAGGAGCAGUUCACUACGUACGAUUUCAAGAGGAUGCAGCGCCGCUCAUACUAUCCACAAAAUCAGCAGAUAGUCUCGACCGUUACCGCAACCUCUUCCUCCGGCGUCGUAUCCUCACGGCCAGUAACACCCACCACAAUGGCAGGUGACGGUGACAUCCGCCCGGACAGCGUCAACGGGUCUGCGUAUGGCCAUAAACCAAUGCACGAAACGGACGUGAUGACGAUGGACUCGAACGCGAUGCCCAUGCACGAUAUAACAGCAAGCGAGAAAGGACUGGCCUGCUAAGAGACUCUCGUCUGGUCGCUUUCUGAUGCUGGUCACUCUGUUUUCUCCGAACGCCUGGGAUCCCUGUCCCACGCCGCCCCGGUUAUGCGCUUCCCUUCUCUUGGGUGAACACAUAUCGAUAUCCCUAUUUGCACUAAUUAUGGUGGGCCGCGUCCUCCGCCGCAAAUGCCUCGGUUGAACUUUCAUAUCUCCCCAACCCCACUGCAACAGCACGUUCCCCAUGUAUACCUCAUGCAAGCUUCGUUGCCGGCCUCACGCUCCCUUGUUUCUGGCACCUGUCUUCCAUCCAGUUUGCGUGCGGCCCUUCCCCCGCCGUCCUUCGCUCGGCUGUACACUCUAGUAUACGCCCUAGAGUCGAUGUUACUCAGCUAGCUGCGCGCGUGCUGCCUGGUGAGCGGCUGCUAUGUUCACUCCUUUAGAACCUUCCGGGCCUCUCAUCUCUACCAGUUACUAUCCGCGUGUUUCACCCUUCUUUCGCCAACGUGUCAUUUCCACAAUUUACUAGUUUACAUAUAUCGGUACAUUCGGUAAUUAGCAUUGUCAUCGACUAUUCUCGAUCUCAUCACAGUGGCCCACUCAUGUAUUUUGCUUUACGUCGUCUCCUCCUUUCUUCUCAGGGUGGAUAGGAACAGAAUAGGUCUGUUGCAACGUCGCUACAAUACCACCUCGUUGUCG
This is a messenger RNA of Phanerochaete carnosa HHB-10118-sp, 2095 nucleotides long. RefSeq lists its product as uncharacterized. Lineage: Eukaryota; Fungi; Basidiomycota; Agaricomycetes; Polyporales; Phanerochaetaceae. The transcript has 9 exons. The record is from RefSeq and is a predicted model, not a curated record. Gene Ontology annotation, molecular function: ATP binding; protein serine/threonine kinase activity. Gene Ontology annotation, biological process: intracellular signal transduction; peptidyl-serine phosphorylation. The coding region runs from base 95 to 1420 and encodes 441 amino acids.